AUGCUCAACAACGUCGUCUACGAGCCCAUGCUCGACCAAGCCCACUCGGUCACCGAUCAAGCCGAUCACGACUAUUUAUCCGACUCCUUCCUCUUCAUCAACUCCUUGUCCAACGACGUCUUCGAGUCCCAGUUCGAGUCCGUGCUCGACCAACAUGAAGUCGACCAUAUCUAUCAUGUCGCCAAUCAAACCAGUCACGACUAUAUACCCUACUACCUCAUUACGCCCUUGGACGACUGUGACCUCUGUCAUCAGUUCCAUGGUCACGGUGGGCUGCCCGAAUUCUAUCUAUCCAUCUGA
Messenger RNA from Aureobasidium uvarum, 300 nucleotides. The record is from the annotation of a GenBank genome assembly. Lineage: Eukaryota; Fungi; Ascomycota; Dothideomycetes; Dothideales; Saccotheciaceae.